AUGGCGACCCCCCCGAUGUCGCCCACGAGGCCCAAGCCCAAGGGCCCGAACAGCUGGAACUGCAGCUACGUCAUGUCCAGCGGCGACGGCGUCAACCUGUUGGGCACGCUGGACGUCGACGCCAAGCGCGCUCGGUUCGUCGCCGCCACCGGGCUGUUCGGCACCGCGUACCAGUUCGUCAUGCCCAGGGACCAGAUCCAGGUGCUGCGCGUGCCCACCGCGAAGACCCCGUACAACGCGCUGGAGCUGCACACGAAGUACAGGCAGAACAUCCUGUGCGACUUUGACGAUAACAAGGAGGUGUUCAGGCGGUGCUGCGAGGUGAUGAAGCUGGAGAUCCUGCCGCAGGACGCUCCCCUCAUCGGCGUGAUCAGCGUGGAGAAGAGCGAGGUGGCGAAGGAGUACCGCGCGAAGACCGAGCUCCGCAAGCUCGCGACGUCCUCCGUCGAGCGCGACGUCUCCGCGCUCCGAUCCCCAUCCUCCGCCAACCGCCGCAACGAGGACGAGCAGCUCACGAAGCAGGUGCAGCACCUCUUCACCGAGAAGGCCAUGCUCCAGCGCCGGCUCAAGGAGCUGGAGCGCGAGAACGCGCACCUCCACGACGAGGUGGAGAUGCUCUACACGCAGGUGGACGAGCAGGCUGACGAGGUGGACGCGGCGUACGAACGAGCCAUGAGGGACGCCGCGAACGUCGUCGUCGAAGACUUUCUCACGCAACAACAGGAGCUCGACGCGAGACGAGAGGCGGAGGUGGCCGCCGCGCGCGCCGAGGCGGACGCCGUCAGGGAACGUCUGGGAAAGCUCGAGGCGGACGCCAGGCGCGAGCGCGAGGUUCGCGUCCUCGUCGACGGCGCGAUACGCAACAUCAUCGGCGCCGGCGGCGACGACAAACGUGAACCGGACCGGCGAAAGCCGGACCCGUCGACCCAAACUCCGUCGACCCACCAAACCCCGCACUCCGGCGCGUCACCACCCACCCCCGGCGGAACCCCGUCUUCUUCUUCCGCGCUCACGCCCGCGCGCGAACGCGAGCUGCACGCGCUGCAGCGAAGGUCCGAGGAGCUCCAGCGGCACAUGGAGCGGAUGCGAUCGGAGCGAGCCGGGAUGGAGCUCGAGGUUGCCGCGCUUCGGCGCGAACUGUUCGAGAAGGAGGAGCAGACGUACGCGGAUCGCGAGUCGCUCGCGAGGGAGGUGGAGCAGCUCCUGGCGCGGCAGGCGGAGAUGUCCUCCAACCUGGCGCAGGUUCGCAGGGAGAAGGAGAUGCUCGAGGAGGACAACGAGGUGCUCUACGCCAAGGCUGAGGAGGAGUCGGAGAGGGCGAGGGCGGAGGCGGAGGCGGCGGCGCUCGCGAGGACCCCGACAACGUCUAACCCUAAAGCCCCGUCGCCCCCGGAUCGCGGUGGCGGCGUCGACGGGCCGGACACGCCCCCGACGGCGGACAAGGCGACGACGCCGCCGCCCAAUAAGCCGGAAGGGGACGAGACGAGGAGGACGACGGAGACGACGGAGGCGACGACGAGGACGACGGAGACGUGGGGGUCAUCGUCGGAUGAGGAGGAGAACGACGAGAACGACGGCACCCGCGCGCCCCCGGCGACCGCCAACGCCACCCCCGCCGGCUACCACUCCCCGUCCUUGCCCUGGCGCGUCCACUCGCAGGUCUCGUCACCCGACAGAGUCCGCGUGCGAGCCGCGGCGGCGGCGAAAAAGUCGAUAGCCGACGGUCCCGACAGCGAACUCGCGGAGAAACUCAUGCGGCGGCUCAAGCGCGCGGGCGAGGAGAACGAGGCGGAGGCCCUGAGCGAGCAGGUGCGGACGUUGCAGGCGGAGCAGGCGGAGAUGCGACGCGCGAUGGCGGAGGUGGAGAGGGAGAAGGAGCGCAUGGCGGAGGAGGUGGCUCGGCUCAAGGAGGCGGCUUCGCCCGUCGGAGCGAGCGCGGAUGCCUUUGUCAAUCCGCUGUCGCCGGCGAUGGGGCUCGGGUCGCCGCUCGUCUCCCCGUUCGGCUCGGACGACGGCAUCAUGCGGGAGCGCGAGGAGGCGCUCAGCAGGCGGGAGAUGGAGCUGGAGCGGGAGCUGGAGGAGCGUGUUCGCGAGGCGACGCAGGCGACGGCGACGGAGGUUGCGAGGCUGAGGGAGGAAUGCGCGGCGAAGGAUGCGAGGAUCGCGGAGCUGCUCGCCGCGGCUAAAGCCUAA
Messenger RNA from Micromonas commoda, 2193 nucleotides. RefSeq lists its product with no specific name. NCBI's taxonomy places the organism in Eukaryota, Viridiplantae, Chlorophyta, Mamiellophyceae, Mamiellales, Mamiellaceae. The transcript is spliced from 2 exons. The record is from RefSeq and is a predicted model, not a curated record. Bases 1 to 2193 code for a protein of 730 amino acids.